AUGUCAUCGCCGUCGGAUGAGACAAUAGCGGGACCGCCAUCGUCUCCGACAACCGAAGAUGCCGGAACGCAGGCUCGGAAAGCCUCGGCCGCCCUGACGUCGAAAGUAAUGCUGGAAGAGUUAGAACGUCAGUACAUGCAGAUUAAAGGUGAACGCGAUGAUUUGCAGCAAGAGUUAACCGCGGCGGAGGAAAAGUUCAAGACGCUCAACGAGUCGUUGACUUCCAACCAAGCACUCGAGGUGGAGAAUGCCGCGCGGCAACACGAAUUGCGUGUGGCGCAAGAACGCGUAAAAGCAUUGGAAGAAGAACAAACAGCUACGAAAGAGCGCACCGAUCGGGCUCAAGCCGAAUCGGAUCGUCUCCGAGAAGAAAUCGCUCGUUUGGCCGGAUCGAACAGGGAACUUUCCGAGAAUAUUGCAACGUUUGAAGUCCAGAGCAAGCUCAGUGAGUCCCAGGCAAUUCCCCUAUUUCACGAAAAGCAGCGUCUCCAGACGGAACUUGACAGCUUGCAAGCCCACGCCAAUUGGCUGGAACAAGAGCUAACGGCCAAGUCACAGGAUUACCAAAAGCUGCAGCGAGAGUCACGUGAUCGUUCUAUUCAACUUCAGCUUCAACUGGACCAAACAAUUAACGAAAAAGAAGCUUUCGAAGCCCGUUUGGAUGAAUUGCACAAAAUGGAGCGGCGUUUGCAGGACAAAGUCGAGGAGCUUUCCCACGACUUGUUGACGGGGAAGCAAGCCAUGACGGAUCUACAGGAAUCUACAGAGAUCGAAAUUCGAGAGGAACGGCGUCUUGUACAGCUCCAAAAGACUCAUUUGGAUCGCUGGGAACAUCGAUACAAUGACGUCGUCCGUGAAAACGAGAGCCUCAAAAAGGCUGCCACGGAAGCCAUGGAGACAUCGCGUUCAGAACUUCUCCAGACCAGCGAAGCACUGGAAAACAAGUACAAAGAUUUGCUGAGAGAGCAAGCGGCCGAGUACGAAGAAAAGCUUAAGUCGAACCGUUUGGAAGCCGGUCCAGUUCGCCUGGCUCUGCCUGCACCCCCGGCUGCUGUGGCGACCGACUACGAAGAUGAUGUUCCACUCAAUCUUACCGACUUAUACACACGUUUAGAAGAGACCAAGGCUACCCUGCGUCGCGAAACAGCUCGGGCCGAUCGUGCCGAGCUCUUGAAUGAGCGCAUUCAGAAGGACAUUGCUGCUAAGGCACCUUUGUUGAACCGGCAACGGGAAGAAUACGACUUUGCCCUGGACCAAAUUCAGAAUUAUCAGCGCCGCUUGGAACAAGCUUUAAAUGAAGUUGAUAAUGCACGCGAAGAUAGUAAAGAGACGCGCCGGGACGCAAAUCGGCUACAGAAACUGUUGUCGGAGAGGACUUCCGAGUCCAAGGAGUUGGCAAAACAAGUUCAGGCACUAUUGGUAACUCGGGCAGGCGGGCAGGUGGGAGAAGAAAUUCCGACUUCGAUUGUCGAGAUUCAGAAUCAAAACCAGCGAUUACUCGCGGAGCACCGUCGACUAACUGAAACAGUCAGAGAGCUGGAAAGCAAGCUUGAGUCGGAUACUCUGAAGGCAAAACUGGAUGCAGUGGAAGCGGAGCUAGCGGAUUUGCGCGAAGACCGUCAACGUCAAGAGACUGCCGUGGAGCGUAUAGUUCAACAGAGAGAUUUGUAUCGAGCUAUUUUGAGCAAACAGGAUGCAAACGUGCUUGGCUCAGAGUCCGAGCAGCUUUCGGCGAUGGAGAUUGCCAAACAGCAGUCGGAGCGAUACAAGGCUUUGGAUCAGAAAAGCAAGACCUUGGCAUCUGAUCUGGCUGCUGCCAGGGGUGAAAUCGAUCGCAUGGGCCGCGAGAGAGAAUCUAUGGUUGAGCGGUUGGCCCGUUACGAAGCCCAUUCCGCCGAAAUGAAAGCCGCAGUUGACACAUUGGAACGCGAGCUGUUGAGUGCGCGUGGUGACGCAGCACGAAGCAAUUCCGAGUCACUCUAUCACAGAGAGAGAGCUGAGCGUGUGGAGGAGUCGCUGCAGCGUGCGCGCGAUGAAAUCUCGAUGAUUGGAAGUUCGAAAGCUGAACUUCAACGCAUCAACACUGAUCUACAGCAGAGAGUUGAUAUUGUUCGCUCUGAAAGUUCUCGAGUUGCCACGGAAGUACGACAGGCUGAGAUGAAGGCUCGGUUAGCGGAGACACAAGUAGAGACGGCAAAAGCAAGUGAAUCGCGAAUGGCGGAAGAGGUCAACCAGCUACGUGGGGAAGUUUCAAGGCAAGGAUCCAUAAUAGAGUCAAUCAGAAGAAUCGAAGCUUCUCUUUCUGCAAAGAGUGGUAGCGAACGAGAGGUUCUCAAGUCUGAAUUGGAGAAACUUUCUCAGGUCCACAAGUCGGAGCAAACAAGCUUUAAUACGAAGAUCGAAAAUCUCAACGCACGAAUUCAAGAGAUGGACUCGCGUGUUGUUGCAGCUAAUGAUUCAAAGGACAAGUUUCAAUCAGAGUUAUCUAGCGUAAAGGAUGAGCUGAAUGCUGUCACAGCGGAGAGGCAAGAGCUCAAUUUGAAGGCACGCCGUCUGGAAGCUCAACUUCGUGCCGCAAAGAAGAAGCUUGGGGAAGGAGAUGACCUAGACGACGUUGAGGUAGCUCUACAAGCCCGCAUUGAACAUCUCACCAACCAACUGGAGGAGACAAAGAGUGAACUCGCCAAUUCAAAGAAACAGGCUGACACAUACCAGCUAAUAUCGAAGAAUGCGGAGUCGGCUCUCGCCGAAUUGAGUCAAGCUACGGAGACUAUGAAGGCUACGAACGAGUCAGAAGUGUUGGAACUCAACGGAAGACUAGAAAAACUCCAAAAGGAAAACGCAUCAAAACAAGAGAUUGUUCUCGAUUUGACCAAGGAUUUGUUGAGUCAGAGGGGGGAACAAGAGAAGGUCGAAUCUAUAUUGAAAUCUGAAAUUGAGAGUCUGAAAAGUGAGAUGAAGACAAGGGAACAGGAUUCUGAGUCUUCAGCAGCUGGGACGGCCGCUUUGAAACUCGACUUAGAUGCUAUGCGCACCGAGGUUGCCACGGCCCAAGGCAACUACGAGCGAGAGCUCCAACUGCAUUCGCAGGCACGCACUGCUUUGCGUGAAGCACGAGAGCAGGCUCAGGAGGAGACACGACUACGACAUAUUGCUGAGGAAAAAACGGACGCUUCUGCGAGGGAGUUCGAUCAGCAGAAGAACGUUUGGGAACAGGAAAAGUUAUCUGCGAAUGAAAAUGCAAAGAUGAUAGAAGAAAGUCUAAAGGAAGCCCGUGAGCAAAAUAGAGUCCUUCACAUGCAACUAGAGAGUUUGGGUGCAAUGGUAGAAGAGAGUCAAAUGUCACGUGCUGUGGCUGCCAGCGAGAUCCCAGAGCCCGGAAACUCAUCGGAGCAAAUGAAUUUGCAGAAAAUGUUGUCAGAGCUGCGAGAAAUUCUCAAGUUUGUAAGGUCAGAGAACGAAAUUCUUCAGACUCAACUCGACACGGCAAAACGGGCUGCUGAUCGGGAACGAACGACUUUUCAGGUUGUCAAACGCAGCUUGGACGAGGCAAGAGCUGAACUUAAAUCGCUUCAAAAUCAAGACAUCAUGGAUAAAGACCUCCCUGGCAAUAAUUCAGCCGAGCAGCUGAGGGAUGCGGUGGAACAACUUACUUUGUUAAGGGAUAGCAAUAAGCUUUUGCGAGAUGAUGCAGAUAAGCUGCAGUCUAAUUUGACCGCAACACAGAAUGAUCUCAACGCGUUGAAGUCAUCAAGGAAGCCUGCUGAGAAAGUUCAACGCGAGCUCGAAGCCCGCAUUGCGUCAGCUGAAGCCGAGAAAGAGAGUUUGAAUCGCGACUUAGCUGCAUGGAAGUCAAGAGUUGAAAGUCUCCUUUCCAAAUUCAAUCAGAUUGAUCCGGAAGAGUAUGAGAAGGUUCUAAGACAAGUCGAAGAAUUGACGAAGGAGAAGGAGUCUCUGACUGCAUGGAAGAAGACAACAGAAGCGGAAAACACACGAAUCAGAGAGAUAUGCCGUAAUCUCAAGAAGCAUAUCAGCGAAUUGAAGAAAACGAUAGAGGAACAGAAAAAAGAUAUAGAUAAGCUCACGACGGAAAAGGCUACCCUCACAACCAAGUCUACAGAAGGAACUUCAGCUGCGAAGGAGCGAGAUGAGCUUAAGGGAAAACUGUCCCAGGCCGAGAAAGACACAGCUUCCACGAAGACGGAGUUGGAUGGCGCAAACCAUCAAAAUGAGAUCUUGAGAGAGAGGAUGCGCCAAAUGGUAAAGACGAGCAAUGAGCUGCGGAAGAAAGAGAGGGAGCUGGUAGGACAGCUCGCCGAAGCAAAAUCUGCAACCCAAACAGACUCCAUUCAAGACAAAUUAGGGAAACCGUCUGAAAAUGCUUCGGAAAAACGUACGUUGGCGUCUUCGAAGAUAGGCAUUUCGACGCCUACCUUCUCUGCAACAACACCAGAGUCGACUCAGAGGACCGCAGGUUUGGUGGAUGUAAGAGCACCUCAGAUUCUUCCGACUAUUCCGACUAAUGGAUUUAGGUUUGGACCUAGUACCAAGCCGAAACCGAAGUCUCCGAUGGCUGUGUCCGAAGACGUACUCCAGGCAAAAUCGGAGGAAAAGAUCGAAACACGGGGAGCUUCCGAACUAAAAGAGCCGACUUCCGUUUUUAGCGAGAAAGCCCCAGAGUUUGUGCCACACUCGCAAAUGUCAACAAAAACGGAGACAAAUAUUUCAUCUACGAGCGGAAGCUCACCUCUACAAAGCGGUGGUGACGUAGCCGACGCAAAACAACGAAGCUCAGGAGAGCUGGCUACGACGACGCAUGCUACACCGAGUGAGAGUCAAGAAUUAUCGAUGAAAAAAGAAAAGCUUUUAGAGAAGAAACGACUACUGGCAGACGCUAAGAAACGAAAAAUCCAGGCAGAAGCGGAGGCAAGAAAGACCGACACUGACGGACUGCAACAGGUAGCAAAAAAGCCAAAGACCGAAGACACUGAGAAAGAAUCGAGACUGAUUGGAGCAGAAGUGGGAGACCGCACUCUGACGGCUGGUACAAUGAGCGAGCAAGAGACCAGUAAUUCAGCAGAAGUUUUGCUAGAAGCAGACAAAACCGAGUCGGAACUUGUUGAAGUUGAGAAUCUCGACAACGAAGAACCCUCGAAAAGCGAAAUAGCUGAAAAUGAGACCGAACCAGCAUUUAAGCCUUCAUGUUUUGGAAGCGGAUCGACUGCUACGACAAGCCCAUUUACGAAGAGCAAUCCUGCCACGCCUUUCGGCCGAUCGGACGCUUUUGGUCAAUCGGCAACCGUCCUACCCGGUGCCCCAACUACAUUCGGGGUCACGUCAUCCACCGUUCAGUCUUCAUCUGGUUUUGGGGAGGCAUUUUUGAGCCAAAUGAAGCCUCCAGGAGGUUCUGCUACACCGCCCAGCUUUUCCUUUGGAUCUUCCGAGAUUCCCGGCCAGCAAUUCCAGGCGUCAGCUUCUGUAUUCGGUUCUUUCGGCGGCAAAUCAACGCUUGGGAGUCUUGCCGGUAGCAAAGAACCGUCAAUGGCAGCUUUUCCAUUCGCUAGCCAACCAGCUGUACAAGAAAACAAGGAACAGAACGAUGACGCCAAGGAUGCGACCGAAUUAGAGCAAACGGAAGAGGACGUUCAUUGGGCUCGCCUGCCUGGCUCUCGAAAGCCCCAUUUCCAAAAGCCUCCAGACCUCGAAUAG
Phaeodactylum tricornutum CCAP 1055/1 is the source of this 5709-nucleotide messenger RNA. RefSeq lists its product with no specific name. The transcript is spliced from 3 exons. The record is from RefSeq and is a predicted model, not a curated record. Gene Ontology annotation, cellular component: nuclear pore. Gene Ontology annotation, molecular function: structural constituent of nuclear pore. Gene Ontology annotation, biological process: mRNA export from nucleus; protein import into nucleus. Lineage: Eukaryota; Bacillariophyta; Bacillariophyceae; Surirellales; Neidiaceae. Bases 1 to 5709 code for a protein of 1902 amino acids.